AUGCUGCUGAUUAGCCGCAAACGCGAGGUCUCCACCAACCGUGUGCUGGCCUUUGUCAAGCGCCUGGCCUCCGUCUGUGUAGCAGUUAGUGACACGGCCUGUUUAAGCUCAAUGCUGGUCAGUCUACUGAAGUUCAUUACCCUUUUCCCCAAAUGUGAAGUCCUCUUCGACUCGGAAACAGAGAUCGGUGGUGUCUACGAUCCUGAGGCCGGUGACCCGGAGCUGUGUCGUCCAACCAGUGCGGUCCUCUGGGAACUGCAAAUUUUGCGAAACCACGAAUCAGCCACCGUAAGUGUAUCAUCAGGAACAGUAUUUUGGCAGAGAUUAUUGCUUUGA
Molecule: messenger RNA, 336 nt
Organism: Dibothriocephalus latus
Lineage: Eukaryota; Metazoa; Platyhelminthes; Cestoda; Diphyllobothriidea; Diphyllobothriidae
Source: the annotation of a GenBank genome assembly